Messenger RNA from Neolamprologus brichardi, 1032 nucleotides. The record is from RefSeq and is a predicted model, not a curated record. NCBI's taxonomy places the organism in Eukaryota, Metazoa, Chordata, Actinopteri, Cichliformes, Cichlidae.
AUGGAUCAUCAUUCCGAAUUCUUUGAAAACAAAGAACUUUUUGAAGAAAUUAAGGAAGCAAUGAAUAAAAGUCAUGAAGAAGGGGCUGCUAAGAUCAUGGAGAUUUUGGAUCAGCAGAAAAACACUCCACUAAAUAUUGCCAUCACUGGAGAAUGUGGUUCUGGGAAAUCCACCUUUGUUAAUGCUCUUAGAGACCUAUCAGAUGAAGAUGAGAACUCUGCGCCUACUGGUACAGUUGAAACCACCAAAGAGGCCACACUAUACACUUAUCCAAAUUAUCCCAAUGUUAAAAUAUGGGAUCUUCCUGGAAUUGGCACCGCAAAGUUUCCAGCUGCUAAGUACCUAGAGCAUGUUGAGUUUCAGAAGUUUGACUUCUUCAUCAUUAUCUCAGACACUCGCUUCAGGGAAAAUGAUGUGAAACUUGUUCAUGAGAUUCAGAGGAUGAAGAAAAAGUUCUACUUUGUUCGCUCAAAGAUUGACAACGAUUUGCGUAUGGAACAAAAAAAGAAAGUAUUCAAUGAAGAGGAGACUCUUUCCAAAAUCAGGAAUAACUGUACUGAAGAGCUUCAAAAUGCAGGUCUAGAGUCCCACCAAGUAUUCCUGGUGUCCAGUCCUGAGCCCCGCAAGUACGAUUUCAGCCUUUUAGGGGAGACUCUUGAAAAGCAACUUCCUGCACAGAAAAGGCAUGCUCUGCUGUUGGCCAUGCCCAUCAUCAACCUGGAGAUAAUCAGCAAGAAGAAGGAGAUAUUUCAGGACAAGAUAAAAUAUUAUGCUGCUGUAGCAGUUAUUUCCUCAUGUUGUCCUGUUUUGGAUGAUGUCAUCAAUGAAUACCAAUCUGCGUUUGGUUUCGACUGUGAGUCACUGCAGAAACUUGCCGAUAGAAUAGGACUGCCUUUGAGUGAUUUAAAAGCUGUCAUGAAAUCUCCUCUUGCUGAUAAAGAAAGGGUCAAAGCUCUUUUCACAGACAUUCUGUCACUAUCGAUUGAAGUGUGCCAGUCCACGCAGACGAUUGGCUGCGUAGGGAUUCCAUGA